Molecule: messenger RNA, 4157 nt
Organism: Neltuma alba
Lineage: Eukaryota; Viridiplantae; Streptophyta; Magnoliopsida; Fabales; Fabaceae
Product: callose synthase 7
Exons: 25
Biological process (GO): (1->3)-beta-D-glucan biosynthetic process
Cellular component (GO): plasma membrane; 1,3-beta-D-glucan synthase complex
Molecular function (GO): 1,3-beta-D-glucan synthase activity
Source: RefSeq, a predicted model, not a curated record
UUGAUCAUACUGCAGCCCAAAUUGUAUAUUGGAAGGGGCAUGCAUGAGAACAUGUUAUCACUACUGAAGUAUACUCUGUUUUGGAUCAUGCUGCUGAUUAGCAAGCUAGCAUUCAGCUACUAUGUGGAGGUGCUAUCCCUUGUUGAGCCAACAAAGUUAAUCAUGGGGAUGCCAAUUGAUAACUACCAGUGGCACGAAUUCUUUCCAGACAAUGAAACUCACAAUUUGUGUAUUGUCAUUGCAAUAUGGGCUCCCAUUAUCCUGGUAUAUUUUAUGGAUACUCAAAUAUGGUAUUCCAUUUAUUCAACUAUAUUUGGUGGGAUUAUUGGAGCCUUCAGCCAUUUGGGUGAGAUAAGGACACUUGGGAUGCUGCGCUCCAGAUUUGAAGCUGUACCACAUGCUUUUAGUCAUUGCUUUUUGACUGAAAGAAACAAAGACAUUGAAACAGAGGACAUUGUACUACAUUUAUGUUUGACAUUUCAUAAAUUCUUGCUGGUUUUGAUUGAAUACCUAAAAUGUCCAUUUUUGUUGUGGCUAAAGCAAACAAUCUGUUUGGCAGGACCAAAUGAACGCAGAAAUAUCGCAUACUUCUCUCAGGUUUGGAAUGAGUUCAUUAAUACUAUGAGAGAGGAAGACCUCAUCAGCAAUAGAGAUAGGGAUCUUCUGCUUGUUCCCUACCGUUCAAGUGAUAUUUCUGUCAUUCAGUGGCCUCCUUUCUUGCUUGCUAGUAAGAUUCCUAUAGCAGUAGACAUGGCAAAAGAUUUUAAGGGGAAGGAGGAUGAGGAUUUGUUCAGGAAAAUUAGGAAUGAUGAGUACAUGUAUUCAGCAGUUGUUGAAUGUUAUGAGACGCUCAGGGAAAUCAUACAAAACCUUCUGUUGGAUGAGGAAGACAGGAUGGUGGUAAAGCAAAUUUGCGAUGGAGUAGAACUGAGCAUACAGGAGGGCACAUUUGUCAAGGAUUUCAAAAUGAGUGGCUUACCUUCGCUUAGUGAGAAGUUGGAUAAAUUUUUAACUCUAUUAACAUCUGAUGAUGACAAAAUUGAGGGAUUGAAGCCACAGAUAGUCAAUGUCCUGCAGGAUAUUGUAGAAAUCAUGAUACAGGAUGUUAUGAUUGAUGGGCACGUAAUCCUGGAGGCGCCUCCUCAGCAUAUGGUAGAUGAUGAAAAGAAAGGACAGAGAUUUGUUAACAUUGACACAUAUCUUACAAGGGACAAAUCAGGGAAGGAGAAGGUUACUAGGCUGCAUUUGCUUUUGACAGUCAAGGAAUCUGCCAUAAAUAUACCACAAAAUCUAGAAGCUCGCCGGCGUAUUACAUUCUUUGCAAACUCCUUAUUUAUGAAUAUGCCAAAGGCUCCCAUAGUACGGGACAUGCUAUCCUUCAGUGUUCUGACUCCGUAUUACAAAGAAGAUGUUCUUUAUUCUGAUGAGGAGCUAAACAAGGAAAAUGAAGACGGAAUAUCAGUUUUGUUCUACCUAAAGAUGAUAUAUCCUGAUGAAUGGACCAAUUUCAGGGACCGCCUUAAAGAACUACAAGGUAAAUAUGAUGAUAUCGAUGAGCAGGAGUGUAUUCGUCAGUGGGCAUCAUACAGAGGACAGACUCUCUAUCGAACAGUGAGAGGAAUGUUGUACUACAGGAAAGCUCUGGACCUUCAAUGCUUCCUGGAAUACGCAGGAGACAAAGCUAUCUUUGAUGGCUACCAAACCUUGGAUAUGAGUGAAAACGAUAAGAAGGUCCAUUUAGACCGUGCACAAGCUCUGGCAGAUUUAAAGUUCACCUAUGUUGUUUCUUGUCAAAUCUAUGGUUCUCAGAAAAAAUCCCAGAAUGUUCGAGACAGAAGCUGCUAUACUAAUAUUCUCAACCUGAUGUUAACGAAUCCAGCUCUUCGUGUUGCUUAUGUAGAUGAGAAGGAGGAAACUGUUGGAGGAAAAAGUCAGAAAGUUUAUUACUCUGUUCUUGUCAAGGGAGGUGACAAGUAUGAUGAGGAAAUAUAUCGCAUCAAGCUUCCGGGUUCUCCGACAGAAAUUGGUGAAGGGAAGCCUGAAAACCAGAACCAUGCCAUUAUAUUUACUCGUGGAGAAGCUCUGCAGGCCAUAGACAUGAACCAGGAUAAUUACUAUGAAGAAGCUUUUAAAAUGAGAAAUGUACUGGAGGAAUUCCAUAAAAGUCACAGUGGGCACCGAAGACCUACCAUAUUGGGUCUGAGGGAGCAUAUCUUUACUGGAAGUGUUUCAUCACUUGCUUGGUUCAUGUCAAACCAGGAGACCAGCUUUGUGACCAUUGGCCAGCGAAUUUUAGCAAAUCCUCUAAGGGUGAGAUUCCACUACGGUCAUCCAGAUAUAUUUGACAGAAUCUUCCACAUAACAAGAGGUGGCAUAAGCAAAGCUUCAAGAGUAAUAAACUUGAGCGAGGACGUUUUUGCAGGAUACAAUUCAACUCUACGUAAUGGAUUUAUCACACACCAUGAGUACAUCCAAGUUGGUAAAGGGCGUGAUGUGGGCAUGAAUCAGAUCUCACUAUUUGAGGCUAAGGUGGCCAAUGGGAAUGGAGAACAAACACUUAGCCGUGAUGUAUAUCGACUUGGAAGACGAUUUGAUUUCUUCAGGAUGUUGUCAUUCUACUUCACAACAGUUGGUUUCUAUUUCAGUAGCAUGGUAACUGUGUUGACUGUAUACGUGUUCUUAUAUGGACGUUUAUAUAUGGUUUUGAGUGGGGUUGAGAGAGAAAUUCUUCAAAGUCCAAACAUAGAACAGAGUAAAGCCCUUGAAGAGGCCUUGGCGACACAGUCAUUAGUUCAGUUGGGCAUACUGUUGGUGCUGCCCAUGGUUAUGGAAAUUGGCUUGGAGAAGGGUUUUCGCACUGCCUUGGGUGAUUUUGUCAUCAUGCAGCUGCAGCUGGCCUCUGUGUUCUUUACCUUCCAGCUUGGAACAAAAGCACAUUACUAUGGAAGAACACUCUUGCAUGGAGGCUCAAAGUAUAGGCCAACAGGUCGUGGUUUUGUUGUAUUUCAUGCGAAGUUUGCUGACAACUACAGGAUGUACUCCCGAAGUCACUUUGUGAAGGGCUUGGAAAUUCUUAUACUCUUGAUUGUUUAUGAAGUUUAUGGGCAGUCAUAUCGCAGUUCACAUCUUUAUUUGUUCAUUACAAUCUCAAUGUGGUUCUUGGCUGUUUCCUGGCUGUUUGCUCCCUUCUUGUUCAAUCCCUCAGGGUUUGAUUGGCAAAAAACAGUAGAUGAUUGGACAGAUUGGAAAAGGUGGAUGGGAAAUCGUGGUGGUAUUGGCAUCCCACCUGACAAAAGUUGGGAAUCUUGGUGGGAGGAAGAGAAUGAACACCUGAAAUACUCAAAUUGGAGGGGGAAAGCAAUGGAGAUAAUACUUGCAUUUCGCUUCUUUUUGUACCAGUAUGGAAUUGUCUAUCACUUGGAUAUAGCUCAUCACAGCAAGAGUUUGCUGGUGUUUGGACUUUCUUGGGCAGUUUUGGUAACUGUUCUUAUCGUGCUAAAGAUGGUAUCAAUGGGUAGACGAAGAUUUGGCACCGACUUUCAGCUUAUGUUUCGUAUUCUGAAGGCACUCCUCUUUCUUGGCUUCUUGUCAGUCAUGACUGUGUUAUUUGUGGUAUGUGGGCUCACCAUAGCAGAUUUGUUUGCUGCAAUUCUUGCCUUCAUGCCUUCUGGAUGGGCCAUUAUUCUGAUUGCUCAAGCGUGCAAAGGAUUCUUGAAAGGAGCAAAACUGUGGUUUUCGGUGAAAGAGCUAUCCAGAGCAUAUGAAUAUGUGAUGGGAUUAUUACUUUUCAUGCCAACAGCCAUUCUUUCAUGGUUCCCAUUUGUUUCAGAGUUCCAAACACGUUUACUUUUCAACCAGGCAUUCAGCAGAGGCUUGCAGAUUUCAAUGAUUCUUGCAGGGAAGAAAGAGACUGAUAAGUCAGAUUGACAUUGUUAACUUUGCUUGAUUAAUUAAUUAGUCCUUGAUUAUUCAAUAAUUUUAUACAUUGAUGAUCAAUUUUUUGUGAUUUAUACAAAUCAUUGUAAUUAAGGAACAUCUGAUGGAUUUUAUUUUUUUAGAAGAAGUAGCUGCCAAAAUCAGGGACGCUAGAGUUUUCUGUUUUCCUUUUACAGAAUGUUUGGACAGGACAGAAAUGAAAAUGAAUAUUUAACAGUCAA